Trichoderma breve is the source of this 4920-nucleotide messenger RNA. RefSeq names its product la domain-containing protein. The transcript has a single exon. Gene Ontology annotation, biological process: regulation of DNA-templated transcription. NCBI's taxonomy places the organism in Eukaryota, Fungi, Ascomycota, Sordariomycetes, Hypocreales, Hypocreaceae. The record is from RefSeq and is a predicted model, not a curated record. The coding region runs from base 1 to 4920 and encodes 1639 amino acids. Gene Ontology annotation, molecular function: zinc ion binding; DNA-binding transcription factor activity, RNA polymerase II-specific.
AUGUCCUUCGUUUCGCGAAGUCCAAAGACGUGGCCAUACGCGCAGAGUUCGGCACAGGACUCCGUCGGAAAGUUAUUAGGGACACUACAUCCAGGGCUGCUCGGCGACAUCCUCUGUUGGGAGGCCAAGGGGGAGGCCCGGAGGUUAUUCGAGAGCAGCCUCAAAAAGUCCAUCCUCGACUACUUGCUCGAGCACAGCGACAAGGCGCAAGAGUCUGGCAGCUACCUUUCCAUCCCCCUGUUUAUGGUUGGGAAGCGGGCAAAGCGAGCGAAGCCUGUUGUUAUGCUCGUGUCGGAUGAUAAAGUCGCCCGCAAGGAAGCAUAUGAUUUGAUUCUUCAUAGCGACAUCAUGGCCAAAUACCCGGGCUUCGAACUUGGGCACUCAGACUUUGAAAAGCUCAUGGCCUGGGCCGGCGACUCUGUCUCCGUUUUCUCGUUACAGCAAGAAGGCACUCCAGAUUGUUAUCGAUUAAUCUCAGGCCAAGAGGUCUCAGACAAAGAGGCCUCAGACAGACAGGUCUCAGGCAGGAAGAUUCUUGCCAGCGCCAGCUUAGGAGCUCUUGGGACCGAGUCCAUCGCAAGAGCCCGCAACGUAUAUGGAGAUCGCUCUAGAGGCGAUGACACAUCCCCUGAUCGUAAUUCCGUGCCCAAACAAGGUCUGGGCCCCGCCGCAGCCGCUCUCGCCAUAGCCGGUGCCGCAAAGUAUCUCCAGGCUGGCAAAGUCGAAAAGGAAGAGAGACGUCGAGGCCGCAGCCGAAGCCGAAGCUUUACUUCCUCUGACGAUGAUCACUCACCUCCUCGUUCUCGCUCACGCUCACGUCGCCGCCAGCGUAGCACUUCUACCUCCGCCAAGGCCGCAGUCGGGACUGCCGCCGUCGCUGGCCUUGUCCAGCAUUUCCGCAACAAGUCAAGGACGCGGUCAAAGUCACGAUCCAGGUCACGACUUAGAAGCGGAUCCCGCAGCAAAUCGACGCUUAAGCGCAGCAUUUCUACGUCAGCCAGACUAGGUUUGUUUCGAACGGCCACUGCGGGCGGUGUUGUAAGCUAUAUGGGCAAACACAUGUUGCUUAGCAUCAGCCAUUUCUUGAGAGAUUCACCAUCGAUCGAGUUGCCGGCGCAUAAGUUCGAAGCAAGCCAGAUCAGCGACUGCGAAAUAACGGGCCUGGGCGAUUUCGACGAUGACGACGACGAUGAGACAGACACGGAUUUUGUUGAAACUGUAAGGCAGGGCAGCGUUUCAGAUGUGGACGAGAGUAAAGACUCCGAGAUGGACGACUCGUAUACCCCUACAUCAGCCUCAGAAAGCGAUAGAAAUUCUCAGAGGCGACUCUCUAUCUCCCUGCAAGAGCCCAGCUCCCCGGAAGGGCGGUUAAUCGGCAAAGGCAAACCUGUUGUCUGCAGUGAAGAGCUCGACUAUGCCUUCUUCGAAGUGGACAUGAGCUCUCCUUCAGAGUCCCCGCUCAACAACGCAAUUUCACUUACUGAUCUCGACAAAAUCGAGUCUGGUCCCCGCAACACGGCUGUGAAGACUGUGGCCUCAAACGGUAGAGUCGUCCAUGGACUCAUGUCGGAGGAUACACUUCCCGUACGGCUUCCUCACUCUAAAGGGUUCACCGAGGUAUAUACUGCGAGGUUCUUUGGGUCGCUUGGCCCUGGAGACUGUGGAGGCUGGGUCAGAGACAAGGUGACUGGUCGCCUCUUUGGACACGUCUUUGCAGGCAAUCUAUCCAACGGCUUGACUGCCAUUAUGCCCGCCAAACUUGUUUUCGAACAUGCUCGAGCUCAGUUAGAUCAACGAUUUGCAUUGACAGCGCACCAGAAUCAAAAUGCCGCAUUCAGCUUCUCCGCACUUAAAGAAAAAGUUGAAUAUUACUUUUCGAUUGAAAACUUGGCUGGGGAUCUAUAUCUUCGCGCGCGAAUGGACUCGCAAGGCUUUGUGCCUUUACACCUUAUUACGUCUUUCAAGGGUAUGCGACAGCUCACAGACGAUAUCGACAUCGUUCGUGCGGUUUGUGAGUUCUCUGUUGAACUCGAUUUCGCCGUUGGCGAUGAUGGCAUCGAACGCGUACGACGAAGCCAGGGGUGGGAAAGCUUCGUGUUGCCUCUUGACGAACGGGAUGAGUCUGCUCGAAACUCUGGACCAGCCUAUCUUUCCUUCAAGAAUCGAGAACUGAAGCCCCAUCAUAAGCUACAAGAACUCAAGCAGUCGACAUUGCAGAGCAUAGAUGAUAAUGAUGAUGACAGCACAUAUGGCUCUGCGGCAAAAAGGCCGCUGUCACUUCCUAAGGGCAUCACCAAUAUGUUUAGAUCAAGGGUCAAGCAAGCUAAACUCGUCAAGAAAUAUGUCUGCCGAGAUCCAACCGCCGCAGGUCUUUAUUCCGACGUAAAGCCUGAUUUUCCGCUCUCCCAGUGCCCAGAGUGUUCGUCUGGGAAGACGUAUAAUGCAUAUUACAUGGCAGCAGACCAUCUUCGGCGGAGGCAUUUCCAACGGCAUUAUCAAGAGACACUUGUCAACAGCAACAGCAGGGUCGUUCGUUUAUCGUCAGCUGUGUCGGAUCUCCGGUUGUGGACUGAAGAGGUUCUUGCGAAGGCGGAUGAGCCUCUUGGCUCAUCCAUUGCAGAGGUUACUGAAGAUGAAGCUUCGCAUUCAACCGAGAAAGUUUCCCCUUCUCAAGACGUCACUAAGAAUGUUUCCCCUUCUUAUGAUGCGAAUGAGAAUGCUUCCCCUUCUCACGACGUCAACGAGAAUGUUUCCCCUUCUCACGAUGUCAAUUCAUCUGGGCCAUCGUUUCAGCCUCUGACAGAUGCGCCCUUCCCUUAUCCCAGUUUUGAUCGCGUUGAGCCCUAUGCACCACUAUACCCAUCCUGGAAUACACCGUUACCUGGGCUCAGCUUCUCACCACAUUCAGUGUCGACGGCGACUCCCAGCUCAAUUGCCAAUUCUCCUUACCAGUUGUACAAUGUCAAUUCUUAUGGGUCACGAUCACAAUUUCAGGUGAUUGAAGAAGAGUUGAAUGAAGUCCCUGGUCUAACUUCCGGUUCUCUUCAAGGGUAUGAGUUAUAUCAGCCGUCCUACAAUUUUGAUCCCCUUGCACCAGCAUAUCAACCACUUGAGGGACCACCGUCAGCCGCGUACGCGCCAAAGAUAUCAGCUGAUGAUGAUUUCCGACUUUACGGCACAAAUUUCUCCCCGUUAACGUCCCCAGUUCUCACUUCGUCCGAUUUCUCCUUAUUCCCAGCCGCAACGACGAAGAUGGAUGAAAGUAGCUCAUCAGCAGCUCCUAUCGUGACAUCGCGUCAAGCCAUCGCUAGCCGUUCAAGCGGACGCUUAAGCUCGGAUCAGAGGCGCAAAUCAUCCAAGUUCUUAUGCACCAUCUGUAACGACCAUCCAGGUGGCUUCCGAGGGCCUCAUGAGCUCGAUCGUCAUAUGCGUCGACAUGACAGCAACAAAAUGACAAGGAAGUUUAUAUGCCGCGACCCGACCUCCGUUGGCAUCAAGCCCGAUAUCCAAGCCAUCAAUCCGCUAUCGAAGUGCAAAUCUUGCUUGACACAGGAGCAGUACGAUACUGUAGCCGGAGCAAUAUCUCACUUAUACAUUGAGCAUAUGAUAGAUCCAUCCACUAGGAAGUCACACGCCGAUCAAAGCAAAAGAUCGCUGAUAGAGCAACUUAAGGUUUGGUGUUGUGAAGUACAGGUUGAUGGAAACGGGCGAAUACUGGCACAAGCUGGUGACGCAAGUGCAGCGCUGCAGGCCGAGGGAGAUGAUAUUCCUGGUUUCCUAAAGGCUCUAGACAGUCACAAGACUUUGAAGUCAUUCGAGCCAGGCAAGAAAGGAGAAUCAGCGACGAGCAGAACGGUCGCCCAGUUGUCCAAGUUCCAGCAGAUGAGAGAGUCUAACAACGCCUUGACCGAGUCGAUGACUUCAUCAAUGCAGCUUGAUCAUUCCUCAAUUGUUUCAAGCAGACAGCUCGAUGGAAUGAUUUACACCGAGGGUGAGCCUUCGGCGAUGGACUGCGACGACGACAACGAAGAUACAGAAAUGACCUCUGAUAUACCAGAGCCCUCCGGUUCACCGCCAGCGGGUGCUGGAGGUCCUGAUGUUCAGGAGAUCGUUUGCUCCAAUUGCUUUACCCAAGAUAGUCUGGUUUGGCCAACAAGCCCGGAAGAAAAACCUCUUUGCGUGGAUUGCAGCAGAAAUCUGCCCACCUCUCAAGAUUCUGCACGGCCAUCGUACAACGGCUCUUUCUCUCCCACUGCCAUCGCAGUUCGGCGAGAACGACAAGCUCAGCGUGAGCGAAAAGCUCAGGAACAGCGCGACCACGCCCUGAUUGGAGACCGAAGAGGUUCAAUGACCAAUUUUCUCUCUUCCACUGCCGCCACAACUCGACAGCAGCAAUAUCUUGAACAACUGCAGCAACCACCUCGCAGCAGCAAGCGGCCACGGCCCGUGGUAGCGUGUAUCGAGUGUCGGAAGCGCAAGACGCGAUGUGAUGGCCAAUAUCCUUGCUUGGCGUGCCAUAGGUCGAACCGUUCCUGCAAAAGAGCCGACCCGGGCUCGUUUAACCCCUCUGUGGGCUCAGACGCAGAAGUAUCUGAGCCUCACAUGGCACCCUGGGUUCAGGAUAACAUCAGCAAGCCAUUCGCAAGCGUGGCCAAUGCCUUUAAGAAUUCUCUCCUAUCUCGGCAGCCUGAGCGUGAACUCACGCGGAAUCGAAGUAGGUCGAUCACUAAGCCAGACAAAAGCCAGACUGCAAACACCACCGAUACCUCUCCUGUCAUUGGUACCGGAGGCGUCAUCAAUAAUGCCAACGUUGGUGCUCAUAAGGACCUCUCGAGGCUCCAUGCUGGCUUAGCAUCUCCCAACGACGUCGAUUCAGAUGACGUGCGUCACACCGAAGCGGAUAGAUGGCUUAUGAAAUGA